CGCCAGCUAGCAUUAUACGGGAUUUUGCAACUGGUUCAUGGUAUCGUUCACUUGUGGAGCGUGCGGCCAGACGCUGAAGAAAAAUCAGGUUCAACGGCACUAUGAAAACGAAUGUCCUGGGUGCAGUUUCGUGUCGUGCCUUGACUGUGGCAAGGAAUUUCGAGGAGAUGACUAUCAAGGUCACACGUCUUGUGUUAGUGAGGCUCAGAAAUAUCAAGGCAAGUUAUAUAAAGCUCCAUCCGGUGGAGUUUCAAAAGGCGAGAGAAAGCAGCAAGAGUGGUUAGAGCAAAUACAUAGAACAUCUACUGGCAAUUCUAAACUUCGUCGAUAUGUUGAGCAAUUGUCUGGGUUUGGAAACAUUCCUCGAAAAAAAUCAAAAUUUGAGAACUUUGUAAAGAACAGUAUGAAUUUAGCAGACAAGAAGGUCAUAGAUGAACUUUGGGAAUCAUUCUCUAGCAAUUCAAAGCCACAAUUAGAAGAACCAAGUCAGCUGAAGGAAUUGGUGAAGGUGGACAGUGUGCAGUCUGUAGAAAGUCCAAUCAGCUGUGAGUCUGCUAGACAUGAAGCAACCAGAAAAUCAAGAAAGAGGAAAUGUGCAGAAACGACUGAACAAGUAGAAAAGAAACAAAAAUCUAAUGAAAGGCAGACAAGGGAAGAGCUAAGAAAUGGUCAAGAAAUUCAGUAUCCCUGUGCACACGAGCAAGAUAUGACAGCACCACAAGGCCAAAAGUUUCGCUGGUCAAAGUGCAUUGUAAAGAUAUUGGCAAAUGCUCCUGAUCAACAGCUGUCAGUCAAAGCACUGAGAAAAAAGGUGCUGGCUGAGUACAAAGCGUAUUGUGGUCACACUGACAGAAUAGUAAGAGAAGAAGCAAGAGCAAAGUUUGGUAACAAACUGAGCAAAGUAAAAUCAAUCGUGGUUGAAGGAAAAACAGCUAGUCUUGUAAUUAGAUAAAAUGUUAUGUUUCGAAUUGAAACAGUCAAUUCCUUUUAGCGAUAGUUUCGGCUUAAAAACUCAGUUAGAGAAACGAGUGA
Molecule: messenger RNA, 1032 nt
Organism: Corticium candelabrum
Lineage: Eukaryota; Metazoa; Porifera; Homoscleromorpha; Homosclerophorida; Plakinidae
Exons: 6
Coding region: 38-952 (304 amino acids)
Biological process (GO): negative regulation of transcription by RNA polymerase II; rRNA processing
Cellular component (GO): nucleolus
Molecular function (GO): DNA binding
Source: RefSeq, a predicted model, not a curated record